Messenger RNA from Xiphophorus maculatus (southern platyfish), 1217 nucleotides. It is a transcript of the gene mkrn4, whose product is annotated as probable E3 ubiquitin-protein ligase makorin-1-like. The record is from RefSeq and is marked provisional. Gene Ontology annotation, molecular function: ubiquitin protein ligase activity; metal ion binding. Gene Ontology annotation, biological process: protein polyubiquitination. NCBI's taxonomy places the organism in Eukaryota, Metazoa, Chordata, Actinopteri, Cyprinodontiformes, Poeciliidae.
AGUGAGUAAAACAGCUGUUGGCUAUUUAGAGAGAAAGAAGGAGGUUGUCUCGGUUGGCGGCUAGCUUAAAAAAAAAAAGGCAGAAAAACGCGUUGACAGGAUGGACUCGGUUCGUAGUGGAAACAUUUGUAGGCGCUUCAUAAAUGGCUCUUGCAGAUUUGGCCGAAGGUGCAAGUACAGACAUGAGUUCACCCCUAUACCUGCAUCCCAGAUAUGUCGGUACUUUCAGAAAGGUGGCUGCUGGUAUGGUGAACGGUGCAGGUUCUUUCAUGUCCUUCUGCCUCAAGUUGGACCAGUGUUUCCAGGAAGAAGGGGUUCAGUGCCUGUAGCCUCCCCCUCUGGUAUGCCCCACUACUCUGAAAGAAGAGGGUCAGAACCAUCUCUUUGGCGCUUUAAUGUCCCAUCCAGGCACAGAUGCAGUGGAUCACAGUCAGCAAUUUAUCCCUUCAAUCUUCAGCAAGAAACUGGGAAUCUGCCAGAAUAUGUUUUGGAGGAACUGUCACAAGAAAAUUAUUUGGAGUCAGCCCCAAGUUCAGGAAUUGCUGAAGCAAGUGCAUGGCAGGGAAGAUAUGAGAGAGCCUCUAAAUCCGAAACAUGUGAAGAUGGAGCUGCAGCAGCUUGCAAUGAAAAAAGUGAAGAAACUUUGGCUUUCCUGCAGAGCAAAAAUGUGGUCUGUGGGAUCUGUAUGGACAAAGUCUAUGAAAAGGAGAAUCAGAGAGACCGGGUCUUUGGGAUUUUGCCAAACUGCAAUCAUCCCUUUUGUUUAGACUGCAUCGCAACCUGGAGGAAAACAAAAGACAUCGGACUUGAUGUCGUAAGGGCUUGUCCUCAGUGUCGAGUCAGGUCUGCUUUUUAUGUGCCAAAUAAAUACUGGGUGGAAGGUCAAGAGAAGGAAACUGUAAUUGGUGCUUUCAAGAAAAAAUUUGGUAAGAAGAGAUGCUGCUUCUAUGACCGAUAUGGAUGCUGUCCCUUCAAAAAGGAGUGUCUCUAUCGGCAUGUUGGAGAUUCUUCUAACAGUCCAGUGUUUUCAUACCUCUCAGAGGAAGAGGAUGACAAUUUUACUGAUCUGCUUGGUUUUUUCAUAAGCAUGAGCCUUCUUGGUGGUGAAGAAGCGGACGAAGAACUUCUCUUUUGCCUCACUGAAGAUUACGGGUUUUAAGCAUUUUUUUUCUUUUUUUUUUUUUCUUGGUAGUCUAAAAUACAGAGUCAAUCCACCU